Messenger RNA from Neoarius graeffei (lesser salmon catfish), 806 nucleotides. RefSeq names its product mitochondrial ribosomal protein L49 (gene mrpl49). The transcript is spliced from 4 exons. The coding region runs from base 95 to 667 and encodes 190 amino acids. The record is from RefSeq and is a predicted model, not a curated record. Gene Ontology annotation, biological process: translation. NCBI's taxonomy places the organism in Eukaryota, Metazoa, Chordata, Actinopteri, Siluriformes, Ariidae. Gene Ontology annotation, cellular component: ribosome; mitochondrial large ribosomal subunit. Gene Ontology annotation, molecular function: structural constituent of ribosome.
CUUUUUAUGUUAUAAAACAUCGCCAAAGAUGUCAAAAACGUGUCAUCAGCACUUUAAAGAGGUUUUCAAUUAAACAACAAGCGGGUUCAGUAGGAUGCGACUGUUUCCUUGCACAUGCGCAGAAGGGGAAAACAAAAUGGCGGCCCUGCUGCGCAGCGGCAGUGUGGCUGUGGGUCAGUGUGUGUGGAAUAAAAACACAUUAAUUCACUCACUCAGGAGACUGUGUGCUGCAGCAGUGUGUUUACAGUCACACAGCAGCUCGGAUAGAGGAAGUUCUUCCAUCACUGUAAGCACAGACGAGUUCUACUUUGUGGAGCAACUGAUUCCCCCAACGCACAUCCCACCUCCACCCAAACACACUGGCCCCGCCCCAUCCGGCUGGACCCCACCUUCAGAAACACCUCCGUCGCUGCCCUACAUGAUCCGACGCUCCCGAAUGCACAAUAUUCCCGUCUACUCUGACAUUAAACACGGGAACCAGAAGAACACGGUCGUGCGUAAGGUGGAGGGAGACAUCUGGGCUCUCGAUAAAGAUAUAAAGGAACAUCUGCAGCAGCUGAUGGGCAGAGAGCCACCCACGAAGGUCAACGAGGUCACCAGAAGCAUCCGUAUUAAAGGCCAGUUUGAUACAGAGCUGAAGGAGUGGCUGCUGAAGCUGGGCUUCUGAUGAACAUUGAUGAUGAUGAUGAUGAUAUUAAAUGUACCUGAUUGUGAUUAAUUCAGAAAUCUGAAAUGUGUUUUUCACCACAUUGAGUGUUCCUGAUGUGUACAGCUGUGUGCAAAUAAAGUUACACUGAUGAACAAAA